AAUGGCCGACGUGGCCACGCCUUGACAUAAACUGGUAUUUUAACACUACCUCCGGGCUGCUGACACACACACUCACACACACAUUCACACAUUCACACAUUAGGAAGUGGAGUUCCGUUGUCUGCGUCCCGACGACUUGCGGCCUGAUCUCUGCGCCACAGAACCACAGGAAAAUGAUGCGCACUCUGGGCAAGAGGCGCUGACAAUGUGCGCUGAUUUCCCCGCAGGAUCCUCAGACUUGUAGAGUUUUACCGUGGGACAGGCAGCAUGUCCUCUCCCACGACCACAGUGGGUCUGCUCCUUCUCCUCCUCACAGGCAUCGUCUCCACUGCGUCAGGGGUCCAAAAACUGACCAUCACCCCUGACAAAGGCACCACCUUCAACAUCACCAGUACCCAGGUCAAAGGUUGUCAGGUGUGCACAGGGGCAGGACGCUCCCGGAGAUGUGAUGCAUCUCUGCUGUUAAAAGACAACACUCCUGUGUCAGUGGAGUUUGAGUGCCCCAGACCUCAAGAUGCUUUCAAGGUCGAAAUUAGCCGCAAUAUAGAAUGUACUACAAAGUCUUGCACUGGCCACAUCAUCCAGGCCGACUUCGGCUCACUUCCUCUGCUGGAUUUUAACCGCAAAUUCACUUGGAACCUGAAGGCAGCGGCGCCAAAAGCGUUCAAAAUAGACUUCAGCGGCACAGGUCUGAGACAGAUUAAUCCGUCCGAGAGCUGUCCGGACAGACUCAGCUACACCCUCCAGGCCCUGCAGACUACAGGGAGCGUGGCCGUAGGGAAAUACUGCAGAGCGGGCGCUAUCAGCAGCGCUCAGAUACUGAUUCUGGGCAGCUUUUCUCUGGAGGUCCCGGGAGGGCAGAAGCCGCAAAACAGCCAGUUUGACGUGUCUGUCGGGGAGGAAAUCAAAUCCCUCGCCAAAAUUACUCUGACGUUACCAAAAGGGACCUCGUCCUCUGUGCUGCUCUCUCCAAACUACCCGGACAGCUUUCCUGACGACGAUUUGAUGGAGUGGUACUUUCACGUUCCGGACCAACACAAGACGGCCGUAAGGUUCUUUAACCUCACACAGCCCAGUUGUCUGAAGAAGGAGACGGCGGUGGAGUAUCACAGCAAAGGGAGAGCAGCGCUGGUGCGGAGUCUGAACGAUCCCCACGAACAGAGGUCGGGGGACUUCUCCAUGACGCUGAGGAACUGUGAGAUGGAAAGAAGACGAGCUUAUUCUCCUGGACUCAGCGUAAAAGUCCAGGUGUCCACUUCAAGUGCAAGAUCAUCAGUGUUGUGCAAAGUGGACCUGAGCAAAGCGGAGGGCCUCGUUCUUUACAUCAAGAAGCUGAGGCCGACUUCUGCCUGUGAGAUGAAAAUCAACUCUGUGACCAAAGAGAACAUCACGGUCACUUCAAACAGUGAGCUGUCGUUCCAGGGCUGCACCCCCGAGGACGUAGAGGUCACCGCCAUGAAAGUUAUUGACUUUCUGCUGACCACCAUCCUGAGUGUGGUGGCCGCUCUGUUGGUCAUUUUCAUCAUCGUGCUGGUAGUCGUCUGUCUGGUCAUUAGGAAGAAGAAGAAGCUGCUGAAUCAUCAGGUUUCCAUCUACAAUCCGAACGGCACCAGCUUCCUGCCCGGACAGAACAACUUCCCCAAAUCGCGUGAAGACAACGAGUCCCAUGUGUACGCCUCCAUUGAGGACACGCUGGUCUACACACACCUGCUGAGAAAGGGAAUGGAGAUCGGCAUCUACGGAGAGACCGACACGUACCGGUCCUUCGCCGGACACACAGACUCUCAAAAGCCGCUGGUCUCCAAAACCUCCAGCGUCAAUGAGCCGGAUGAGGGGGUUUAUCGCCCGUUCUCGUACCCAGCUGAAGGUCCUCCGCUUCCCAACAGGCCUCCGAGCCAUGAGCUGGUGGACAAUGAGAUUUACCAGAGCGGGGACCCGAUUGGGGGGGAGCGCUCUCCGAGUCUGGGGCCGAGGCUGGAGCCGGAGGGAGGAAACUGAGGAGGAGAUUGGAUUCAGCUUUUCUUCUUCGUACUUGGUCAUUUGACAUAUUCAUUCCCUGGCAUCUGUGUGAUUACCUGCAGUUCAGCCCUGAAAGGAGCUCUGUUUUCUGAGCGUAGUUUUGCAGCACAGCCACGCACACCAAAUAACGCUGUUCAAACGUGCAUGCUGCUGUUACCUUUUAUUUUCAAUGAAGACACACUUGUUCUCAAAGUGUCAAUCAGCCCCUAAAUACUAGUUUUUCCCACUGUAAAGCGCUGUUUUCCUUUUAGACGAUGAAUGUUUUAAAUUUUUAGAUAUUGUACAUAUGUCAUUUUGUACAUAUUAUGGAUGUUUGUACGGGGGGGGGGGGUCUUGUGUGCUGUUUAAUGCUGAGUUUUACAUUUCUAUCUGAAUAGAGAGGAGGACUCCGCUGCUGCUGCAAUAAAUUGCACUUUCUGGCAUCAUCUGAACCUGACGGCCUGAUGAUGGCCUGUGUUGCAGGCGAUUGCAACAGCAGUGAAUGUGCACGGAGUCCUCUCUGUGUGUGUGUGUUAUCACAGUCUCUCCGCCGGCUGCCGAGGCUUCUAGUAAUCACUACACUGUAAAUGUGCCCUGCAGAGCUGGUAGAUACACUCCUGCUAUUACAGGUUAGGAUUUUACAGUUGUUUUCAAACAGGAUUAAGUAAAAAAUUGUGCUUUUGUUGUUUUGGUUUUUUUGACCCAUCUCAAGGAAAUCUCAACACUGAAGACGUGAUGCUUUUUCUUUAGUCCUUAUUUUGUUUUCUUUCUGUGCAUCAUGAUGAUUAAGAAUCAGUAGAAUUUUACUUUUCUAUGUGUCAAGGACCAUGGGCCCAUUCUGCUGGACUUUAGCGACAUGGAAUAAAAAGCCUUGUACACACUCAA
Molecule: messenger RNA, 2883 nt
Organism: Hippoglossus stenolepis (Pacific halibut)
Lineage: Eukaryota; Metazoa; Chordata; Actinopteri; Pleuronectiformes; Pleuronectidae
Product: CUB domain-containing protein 1
Exons: 7
Coding region: 268-1998 (576 amino acids)
Source: RefSeq, a predicted model, not a curated record